CAUGCAGAUGGGAGUCGAAGCAGAAUGGGGUAGAUCUACACCUAUUCUUUUAACAUGGCUAGCAGCAACUUUAGGGAACAGUUACAGCCGUAUUGUAUAGCUGUAGAGGGUUUCCCGGCGGAUACACGUGAGAUCCGAGUGAGACGGUUAUUUACAAAUUGUCUGAAAGCAGAAAAUGUACCGGGCGCACAUAUCAAACAAAACAAAUGGCUGUUGUUAUUUCACGGAAGAGGUGAGGUUGAUGCAUGGUUGAAAAGGAGUGGAAUUCAAUUACCAAAUUAUGUACUUGAGAUCAGUCCUUGUAUACCCUGUGACAUUCCAACGUCAUGGGAAAAGGUAGACCUACAGUCUUUGGGCCCUCUGGUUGUUUCUGGUGAUACAACACAGCAAAAAGGAAAUGUUGGACAACAACAAUAUUAUCCAUAUCCUGGAUACCAAGGUUAUCCUGGUUACCAACCUCAGCCUGGUUAUCGGAACAUUCAGUAUCCAGGCUUAUAUGGUCUAUAUCCGGGACAUCCAGGGAAUGUACCUCAGACGUAUAAUCAGGGAUAUCCUCCGCAGUAUGGUGGACAACAAGGGCCAAUCCCUAUGGGAGCUAGACCAGAUCUUACAGGAACAGAAAAUCCGUUUUAUUUCAAGGUCUCACCACCACCAGGAUACCCAGGGGUGCUUUUUCCUCAAGAGCAGGCUAAAGGUCAAGAAGGAAAAUCACAAGGGAUAGGUGGUCAAUAUCCCGGCCAGUAUGCUCCGAGAUUUCCAGGACCAUACACCCAGGGCCAACCACCACCCUAUAGUGCUUAUCCCAGAAUGCAUCCAGGUCCUAGUGUUUCUCCGAGGAUGGCUCAUCCUUAUCAAUAUCCAUAUCAACCUUCACCAGAAUAUGCACCGGAUGCAUUUGGUAAAUUUGAGAAUGAAGCAGUUGCUGCUGAAGCUGAGAGAGAGGAAGAAGAAGAGGAAGAGGAGGAGGAGGAAGAGGAAGAAACUGAACAGCUAGGGAUAAUCAAGGUUACAGAGAUAUCGCCCAAGACCACAGAGGACACUCUGACCUACUUUUUUGAGAACAGAAAAAAAACCGGAGGAGGGGAAAUCAAGGAAAUGGACUUCCGGAAAGAGUCCGCUACAGCUAUUAUAACAUUCCAAGACCCUGCAGUGGUUGAACGUGUCCUACAGAAGCUACCAUUACUGUUAGAGAAAAAACAGAUCAAAGUGGAGCGAUUUGUCCCGGAGAGCUACAAUUCUGGAGCUAUGGGUAAAGACUGUAAACUAGGCUACAGAGCGGUUGAACGUAUCUUUCAGAAGCUACCAUUACUGUUGGAAAAAAGCAAAUCAAAGUGGAGCAAUACUAUAAAGACCUCACAUCCAGUUUCAAUGCAAAGCGUAUCUUUUAACUCGCUUGAUCUGGUCGAGCUUAUGCUAUUUCAUGGCAUCUGUGUCUGUAUCUCUGCAAACAAACUUUUCGAACACUUUGUCUUGGCAAUGCUGUUGGUACCUCAAGCUCAAUUGCCUUGGCAAUGCUGUUGAAACUGCAAACUUGAUUGCCUUGGAAAUGCUGUUGGUACCUCAAACUCAAUUGCCUUAGCAAUGCUGUUGGUAUCACAAGCUCAAUUGCCUUUAAUGCUAUUGAUACCUUAAGCUUGAGCGCCUUGGCAAUGCUGUUGGUAAGGCUAGCUUGAUUGCCUUGGUAAUGCUGUUGGUAAGGUAAGCUUGAUUGCCUUGGCAACACUGCUGAUACCUCAAGAUUGAUUGCCUUGGCAAGGCUGUUAGUGCAUCAAGCUUGAUUGUCUUAGCAAUGCUGUUAGUUCCUCUAGCUUGAUUACUUUAGCAAUGCUGUUAAAUGGUACCUCAAGCUCAAUUGCCUUUGCAAUGCUGUUGGUAAGACAAGCUUGAUUGCCUUGGCAAUGCUGUUCGGAUGGCAAACUUGAUUGCCUUAGCAAUGCUGUUUGUUCCUCAAGCUUGAUUUGCCUUGGUAAUGCUGUUGGUACCUCGAGUUCAAUCACCUUGGCAAUUCUGUUGGUACCACAAUCUUGAUUGCCUUGGCAAUGCUGUUGGUACAGUUAGCUUGAUUGCCUUGGCUUUGCUGUUUGUACCUCAAGUUCAAUUGCCUUCACAAAGCUGUUAGUAUGGCAACUUGAUGCCUUGGCAAUGCUGUUCAGAUGGCCAGCUUGAUUGCCUUAGCAAUGCUGUUUGGUCCUCAAGCUUGAUUUGCCUUGGUAAUGCUGUUGGUACCUCAAGUUCAAUCACCUUUGCAAUUCUGUUGGUACCACAAUCUUGAUUGCCUUGGCAAUGCUGUUGGUAGAGUUAGCUUGAUUGUCUUGGCUUUGCUGUUUAUACCUAAAGCUCAAUUGCCUUCACAAUGCUGUUAGCACUGCAACCUCAAUUGUUUUUGCAAUGCUGUUAAUACUUCUAGCUCGAUUGCUUUAGCACUUUUGUUGGUACCUGAAGCUCAAUUGCCUUUGCAAUGCUGUUGUUACCUUAAGCUUGAAUGCCUUGGCAAUGCUGUUGGUACAUCUAGCUCAAAUGCCUUGGCAAUGCUGUUGGUACCUCAAUUUUGAUUGCCUUGGCAAUGCUCUUUGUACGGUAACUUGAUUGCCUUGGCAAUGCUGUUGUCACGGCCUUGAUAGUGUGUACCUACAAUGUUAUUGAGAGUAAAUAGUCCCUUCGAUGUAAUUUAGAGUUAAUACUGUUUAACUAUAUCCUUUUCAUUAUAAUCUUUAAAUCUUACUAGAAUGAGGAAUAUGAUGUAUAAACAGAUUGUUCUCACGUUAAGAUUUAAGCUGACAGAGGCUAUAUAUUGAGGCUGUCAUAUCAAAGGACCCGCCGACAUUAUAUAAUGUACUCGCUUGGAAAACGAGUAUGGGUCUCGCUUGGUAAAAAAAGAGUGUUUUACAUUAAAAUGGUUAUCAUUUGUUCAACAUGUGCAGAAGGUGACACUACUAUACUGUAAAAGUACUUUCACGACUUUGAACCAACAUUUUUUAAUCAGAACAGUUGAAUAAAAUGGAAAUGGAACACAUCAAAGAUAUAAUUUAUCUAAGAAAAGUGAAAAUUAUAGUAAAAUAGGAACAAUUAAAAUAUCUAAUGCACAUUCUCUGCCCCUCCUCCCCCCAAAAAAACAACAAAACAAACGGCUCUGAAAUAAAUAAUAUUUUGAUAAUGGUUGCCCAUUAGGGUGCACAGUGAAUUGAAUCACAAAAUGGUCAGUUGUAAAAUAUAUAUGAUAAUUGGUUUGACAGGUAAUGCUUUUUUAGACCAAGCAAGAACCAUACUGGUUACCAAGCAAAGACGAUCUAAAAUGUCGGUGCUUCUUUAGAAACGAUAGCCAGAAGAGAUUGUCACUGGGGAAAAUCUCAAAACCAGAAAAUGGUUCCUUUUUUAAAAUAUCAGUUGAAAGCUUUUCACCUUGAAUUAUCAGCUUUAACAAAUUUUUAUCCCACCAUCUUCAGAUGUUUGGAUGGCAAGCUCGAUUGCCUUGACAAUGCUGUAAGCACGGCAAGCUCAAUUGCCUUGGAAAUGCUGUUGGUACUUCUAAGACGGCUCCAUUGCUUUAGCAAUAUUGUUGGUACCUCAAGGUCAAUUGCCUUGGCAAUGCUGUUAGGAUAGCAAGCUUGACUGUCAUGGCAAUGCUGUUGGUUGCUCUAGCUUACCAAGCUCAAUUGCCUUGGCAACACUGAUGAUACACCUCCAGCUCAAUUGCAUUGGCAAUUCUGUUGGUACCUCAAGCUUGAUUGCCUUGGCAACACUGCUGAUACCUCAAGCUCGAUUUCAUUUGCGAAGCUGUUUGUACCUCAAGCUUGAUUGGCUUGGAAAUGUUGUUGGUAUUAGGUAAGCUUGAUUGCCUUGGCAAAGCUGUUGGUACCUCAAACUCGAUUGCCUUGGCAAUGCUGUUGGUACAUCAAACUUGAUUGCCUUUUCAAUGCUGUCGGGAUGGCAAGCUUGAUUGCCUCUUGGCAAUACUGUUAGGAUGGUAAGCUUGAUUGCCUUGGCAAUGCUGUUGGUACCUCAAGCUCGAUUGCCUUGGCAAUGUUAUUAUACCCCCGCAACGAAGUUGGGGAGGGGGGAUUUCCUUGAAACUUUGCAUAAAUGAUCAGUAUCUUAUG
Mizuhopecten yessoensis (Yesso scallop) is the source of this 4097-nucleotide messenger RNA. RefSeq names its product cleavage and polyadenylation specificity factor subunit 6-like. NCBI's taxonomy places the organism in Eukaryota, Metazoa, Mollusca, Bivalvia, Pectinida, Pectinidae. Bases 55 to 1521 code for a protein of 488 amino acids. The transcript is spliced from 6 exons. Gene Ontology annotation, molecular function: RNA binding. The record is from RefSeq and is a predicted model, not a curated record.